Messenger RNA from Mycena citricolor, 876 nucleotides. The record is from the annotation of a GenBank genome assembly. Lineage: Eukaryota; Fungi; Basidiomycota; Agaricomycetes; Agaricales; Mycenaceae.
AUGGGCUUUGUGGACUCAUGCACCACCUAUAUUGGUGCCUAUCAGUCAGAAUUCUUGCUGGAUGAGACAAAAAUCCUCUUCAUCUUCUCCUACCUCCGCAACGAGGCUGGCACAAGCUGCGCUGCCUCGAGAUGGGCAAUGAACUGGAAGCAGUGCAACUUUGAAAGCCUUAAUGGAGUAAAGGCUGGGGUCACCUCGGCGACCUUCUUGGAGGAGCUUCAAAGGGCCUUUGGGGACUCCAACGCAGAGCAAGUCGCUGCCGCUCGACUCAUGGCCCUGCGCCAGAAUAAACAAUCCUUUGCAGAUUAUAUCUCCGACUUCGAGAUGCUAGCUGCGGACGCAGGGUACAAUGUGGUCACCACCACCGACAACAAGGGCGAGUACAAGAAGGGGGAUCAAGACAACAUCCUCAUCAAGUUCUUCGAGCACAGACUCAGUAGCAAGAUCACCAGUUGCCUCUACAACACUGGUGUCCCUCUGCCCAAGGCAUAUGGUGCCUUCAAGGACUGGUGUGUCAACAUUGAAGCAAACGCUCUGCGCAAUCAGCUGCGCAAAGCAUCGUAUGGGCACUCCACACCACGACCACCUUCCCAGUUCCAUCCCCAGGCGGCACCAGCAGCGCCCACACCCGCUCUGACCCGGCCGGCUGCCAACAAACCGGUCCCAAUGGAAAUCAAUUGCACCCAUGCCCGUGGCCGCAAUAUCAUCUGCUACAGUUGUCAGCAGCCUGGGCACAUUGCCCGGAACUGCCCGGAACCAAGGAAGAAGCGCACAUUCUUCAAUUGGGCCACAGUACUUGAAGAGAUCGAGAACGGGGACAAGAACAACAAGUUCCUCAAGGAGAUCACCGAGAAGCUAUGUGAGAAGGGUUUUUGA